UGUCACACGUAUUGGGUCCAUUUACUACUGCUGUGAGAGCUCAUCAGCUGUUUGGAGAAGUGUGCAUGAUCUGAAGAAUGGGAAGGAGUUACUUCGUAGAUGAAGCUGUAGAGGAAUACCUUAGUGGUCUUCAGGCAGCUCCUGGAUCAUGUGUCACAGGACUCCUCGCUGGUCACUCGUCUCCUCAGAGGGAUUUUGUGGUGUUAGCAGUGCAGACUCCUCACAGGGAGAGCGAGGGGCAGACAAAAGCUACAGCUGGAGGAAGUGCACUUGAUGAUAUUGAUGUGGCGUGGCUGACAGAACAUGCCAAGCAGGUGUCUCGCAUGCUGCCGGGAGGUCUUUGUAUUCUUGGCCUGUUUAUAGUAACUCCGCCUGAACUCUCCAAAGAUGCCAACAACACUUUAAAAAGGCUUUUAUUUGCCAUGGAUAAGUACAUAACUAAGGGAAGACUGUGGGACCUGUCAGAGGAGGACGUGACUGAGCGAGUCACCCUGCACAUCUGCUCCAAAACGAAGAAAGCUGUCUGCAAAACAUUUGAUGUAAAAGAUCCAAAGAGUUCGGCCAAGCCAGCAGACUGGAAGUAUCAGACAGGAGUCUCUUCACCCUGGCCUAUGCUAACCUGCUCUGUUGAGGUGGAUCUGCAGAUCCCUCUCAUAGGAUCUUCCUCUAAUAACAUAGAAACUUGCAUGAAGGAUGGUCUUAUGAGGUGGGCUAAACAGAUUGAGGCUGGUUACUGUCUCAUAAGUGGCAGACAGGCAUUAGAUGACACUGAACUCUUCAUAGGACAGAAAAAGAACCCAAAGACAAGCCAUCGUCAGAUACUACCUGUGCGGAUCCUUGUCUCAAAUGAGAAGUCAGAUGUGGACGAGCGGUGCAGUGCUGUGGUUCAAGUGUGCAGUGGCUCCAUGAGAGUUCGAGGAGUCGUUCACUGCAGGGCUUAUAUAAACAGCAACAAACCUAAAGCCAGACAUGCAGUGCAGGCUAUUAAAAGAGACAUCAUAAACACAGUUUCCUCUAGAGUGGAGAUGUUUCUAGAAGAUCUUUUAAUGAGUGAAGGGAGUCACAAAGGUCUUUCCACUGGCCAACAGGCUCUUCCUCGCCGUGUGUUUGCCCCAAUGCCCUUUUCCAGCCUCUCUGUGUGUGACUACAUGUUCCCAGAUGAAAACACAGCUGAUGUGGCGGAGCGUCUGAAAGAGAUGCUGGACUGUGAAACACCAGUAGAGGACAUAGACAUCAGUCUGGAAAGCAACCAGUUACUUUCCACUGGAUCAGUGAUAACUGACAGCCACAGUGAUGAUUCCAAUGAACAUAUCAACUCAGUAGUCCAAGAUGAAAAUCUCAAAAUUCAGAAAGCACCGCAAUACUAUGCUGGUGUUGCAGUAUCAGCAGCCAUUGCUCUCCUCGCCACGGCCGUAUCUCUGCUGUAUCUGAGUGAAUGAAAAUGAAAAUAUUGAAUAUGUUAGCAUGAGUGUACAAGUGAGUAUGUGUAAUAUACUGUGUGAUCUUAAAAAAUGAUUUCAAGUAUAAUUCUUAAAUAGAGCCAUUAUAUUGUAAAAAAAAUAUAUAUAUACACAUACAACUAUUUGACAGUCAUUAACACUACACAAGAUUUACCUUCUCACCUCACUGAUGGCUUCAUUCUUUUGACAUGAUUUGAAAAUAAAACAUUAAGGUCAGGUCUGCUGUUUUCAAAAAUGGUUUGUUGAUGGA
Danio rerio (zebrafish) is the source of this 1710-nucleotide messenger RNA. The record is from RefSeq and is a predicted model, not a curated record. NCBI's taxonomy places the organism in Eukaryota, Metazoa, Chordata, Actinopteri, Cypriniformes, Danionidae.